CUCCGCUCGGUAGGGGCAAACAGUUUUUGAAGAGUUGUCAAGAGUUUCAGAUUCCAGCAGGAGUCAACUCCCUCUCGUUCCCUGUUCAUCUUAGAGUUUGACAACUAGACCGUCUUUUAUUCUCUUGAAGCUGCGGAGUUCAUUUCCUUCAGGCGCACCGGACUCCUCAACUGCACAACUGCCUUCAUAUUUUCCUCUCCACAACUCUUGAUAAACAGCGUACAUAGUUUUUGUUAAAGAUGACCUGGACGGUGAGCAGUUGUUUUGUUACUCUGGCCGUCCUGUUCCUUUGGCGGGUGGAAGAAAUAGCAGAAGCAUGCAGCUGCUCCCCAGCGCAUCCUCAGCAGGCGUUUUGCAACGCAGACGUCGUUAUCAGGGCAAAGAUAGUUGGAAAGGAGGAGAUUGACGUUGGCAACAACAUCUAUGGAAACCCCAUCAAACAGAUCAAGUAUGACGUCAAACAGAUCAAGAUGUACAAAGGCCCCAGUCAGGACAUCGAUGCCAUCUACACUGCUUCCACCUCUGCAGUGUGUGGAGUGACUCUGGAGACUGCCCAGGAGUAUCUUAUCACAGGAAGAAUGGAGACUGAUGGUAAGAUGCACGUCACGCUGUGCCAGUUCAUUGAGCCCUGGGACACCCUGAGCGAGACCCAGAAGAAGAGCCUGACUCAGCGCUAUGCAAUGGGCUGUGAAUGCAGGAUCACUCGCUGCACCUCCAUCCCCUGCAUGAUCACCAGCCCAGCUGAGUGCCUGUGGACAGACUGGGUGAUUGAGAAGACUGUCAACGGAGAGCAGGCCAAACACUUUGCUUGUAUCAAGAGGAGCGACGACUCUUGCGCCUGGUACAGAGGAGCUGCGCCGCCCAAAAAGGAUUUCCUGGACAUCGAAGACCCUUAACUCCACCACUGUCCUACGGUCUGAAGAUGUCUACAGUCGAGAUACAUUAAGAUAUAAAUACCAAAAACAGAAAUAAAUAAACAAGUCAAAUUCUCUUUUUUUUUCUUCUUAUUAAGAAAGCUGCAGGGUGUGUGCUCCAUGGUGAGGUUGGGGAGGAAAAAAAAUGGAAUUGUCAUGUUGUUGUUUUUUUUUAGUUGCAGGACUCAUUGUUUUUUAUUCAUCAGUCUUAUGAAUUCAGCACUUUCUGAUGCUUUUACCCCGAAAUCUAAAGCACUUCCUCAUAAACCACUUCUCUGUCAGCUGAAAUAAAGGGAUAAUCGUCACAAUUCAGUGUUACUUCACAGUACUUCUGUUUCUGUGCUAGUAAUUUCCUUUUCAACCAAAGGUAUUGUUUGAAAUGAACAAUAAUUCUGUAAUGAAACACAUACACACCUAAAGCUCAAAAGUCUAACAAUUCUGUGAAAAUGUAUGUUGGUUAUUAACAUUAGUUGGCAGUCGGCAUCCUGAUUUGUGACAGCAGAGCUACCACAAGGAAUUAUUGCCACCUUUUGCCUGUCCUACUUUAUAUUCUUUCUUGUGCUUAGUAUGCAAAUCUUUUUGCUUCUGUUUUUUUUUUUUUUGUUGUUGUUUUUUUUUUAAAGGUGUGGCAGACCUGUUUAGAUUAAAAGAGUGGCAUGUUAAUGAUACACAUUUCAUAUGCCAGUUUGUGCACACAAUCUAUGCUUUGGUAAUUGUUUCUCUUUAAAUAAACCUGAAUAGACAAGAAUGCACUUUGAACACAAUGAUCGCAGCAGUCAUAUUGUCACUUAUGAAAAAUGUCUGAAAAAGAGGAUUGAAUCCUCCAUUUUGUAUUUUGUUUUUGUUUUUUUUAAUUAUUUUACGACUCUUCUCUUUAUAAUGCUUUAGUAAGUGUAAGAGCAUAUUUUAUUUAAGGAGGUUAUAUGAUUCAUCAUAAUCUAUUUGAAAAAAAGCCCCCAUUUUGAUACUUUUUAUGACAAAUGACACCAUCAGUAUUGUGUAAAGAGAAUACCUAAUAUUUUAACAGUAUUAGCAGAAUACACACAUUUUACAUGCAUUAAAGGUCAAAUCAUAGGCCUAACUGUUAACUGUCGGACUGGCUCAUCCUCUUGGGCAGUGAAUUAAAGAACACACUUUAACCAAUCAUCAGUUUAUUGCAAGAGCCAUACAAGUGUUGAUGUCAUGUGACUUUAAGAAUUAAUAUGAGAGUGUAAAAAAAUUCUUCAUUUGAAACUGUAGUCAAGUAUGAUGUCUUGUGCUGGUUUCACAUGGGACUUUUGAGAUGAGAUGAUUUUUGCAUGCAUGUCCAACUGAAACAAUACUGUACAUUUGACUAUUAUAUUAAAUGCCAAACCCUGUUUUGA
Messenger RNA from Lates calcarifer (barramundi perch), 2278 nucleotides. RefSeq names its product TIMP metallopeptidase inhibitor 2b (gene timp2b). Gene Ontology annotation, molecular function: protease binding; metalloendopeptidase inhibitor activity. NCBI's taxonomy places the organism in Eukaryota, Metazoa, Chordata, Actinopteri, Centropomidae. Gene Ontology annotation, cellular component: extracellular matrix. The record is from RefSeq and is a predicted model, not a curated record. Gene Ontology annotation, biological process: negative regulation of endopeptidase activity; negative regulation of membrane protein ectodomain proteolysis. The coding region runs from base 240 to 896 and encodes 218 amino acids. The transcript is spliced from 5 exons.